Messenger RNA from Pygocentrus nattereri (red-bellied piranha), 1507 nucleotides. RefSeq names its product UDP-GlcNAc:betaGal beta-1,3-N-acetylglucosaminyltransferase 7, like (gene b3gnt7l). Gene Ontology annotation, molecular function: hexosyltransferase activity. The record is from RefSeq and is a predicted model, not a curated record. The transcript has a single exon. Gene Ontology annotation, cellular component: membrane. Lineage: Eukaryota; Metazoa; Chordata; Actinopteri; Characiformes; Serrasalmidae. The coding region runs from base 247 to 1434 and encodes 395 amino acids.
UGAUUUUGAGCUGACCAGGCCAGCUGGAGAGAAAGAUAAGUGAAAGAGUGAAGACAUGGACAUGUCCAGGGCAGCAGUGGCCCUGAGCUGCAUAGCACCUUAGCUGCGUCAAAAUGCGCUGGAACGACGGUUCUUUCCAUAAGGGUACAGACGACAUAUGGCACGCGCUCCUACAUUUUGCAUGAGGCCAGUGCUUUCAGAGUCCGAGUGGCUCGAGCGGCACCGGGAGCGGGCUGCCUGCUCGAUAUGGAUAAUCUGUUCCGUCGUAGAAGACUCUUAAAGACCCUGCUCAGCCUGACGUUAGUGCUUGGCACUUUGCUGACCAUCCAAAAGUUCAAAGUGGCGGACAGCGGCGUGAAGGAACUGCAGUGGAAGCCCCGGGACAAGUGGUGGAAGAGUACGCCACAUGCAAACGGUUCGAGUUCGUGGGACUUGGAGGUUUCUGCGGUCACGCGGAGGCCCUUGGGCACCUGGAGCGUGGAGGCAGCGAAUUGCAGCGUGGGAGCUCCGCGCGCGCUUGGCAAGGAAUGGCUACUCAAGCUCGAGCCUCGCUUCCAGCAGUUCGUGCUCCACAGGCACUGCCGUUAUUUCCCCAUGCUGCUCAACCACCCGGAGAAAUGCGGCGGCGACGUGGACGUGCUGCUAGUGGUCAAGUCCGUGAUCGAGGAGCACGAGCGGCGCGAGGCCGUGCGCAAGACGUGGGGCGCGGAGCGCACGGUGCGCGGCAAGCUUGUCAAGACGCUCUUCCUGCUGGGCAGUCCAGCCACGGGCAAGGACACCAAGAACCUCCAGAAGCUGCUGGAAUACGAGGACAGGAUCUACGGGGACAUCCUGCAGUGGGACUUCAUGGACACGUUUUUCAACCUCACGCUCAAGGAGGUCAACUUCCUGAGGUGGUUCCACAUCUACUGCGCGCACGUGCCCUUCGUCUUCAAAGGGGACGACGACGUGUUCGUCAACACCGAGAACCUGGUGGAUCUGAUCAGGUUCCGCACGGAGGAGGGCCGAGAGCGCGAGCUGUUCGUCGGGGACACCAUCUCCAAAGCCAUUCCCAUCAGGAACAAACAGAGCAAGUACUACAUCCCCAAGGAGAUGUUCGACAAGCCCUAUCCGCCCUACGUAGGGGGAGGGGGGUUCCUCAUGUCCGCGCCGGUCGCGCGCAGGCUCUUCGUGGCGUCUGAGGGGCUCGAGCUCUUCCCCAUAGACGACGUGUUCCUGGGCAUGUGUCUGCAGAGGCUGGGCAAAGCGCCCGAGUCUCACCCAGGCUUUAAAACGUUCGGUAUAGUGAAGCGCAGAGUGAGCUCCAUGAACAGCGAGCCCUGCUUCUAUCGCCAGCUCAUCGUGGUGCACAAGCUGAGCGCACGCGACCUGCUGAAGAUGUGGAGCGUGGUGCAGGACCACAAGCUCACGUGCGCCAAGAAGUACAGCCUAUAGCACAAACGGUCCGCUCACUGUGCGCUUCACAGCUCCAAACUGUGUGUGUGUGUGUGUGUGUGUCUCCUGAGAG